Messenger RNA from Diatraea saccharalis (sugarcane borer), 5812 nucleotides. Lineage: Eukaryota; Metazoa; Arthropoda; Insecta; Lepidoptera; Crambidae. The record is from the annotation of a GenBank genome assembly.
AGUUCGAUAAAAAUGACGAAGUUCGUGUGAUUCGCGAUUGAUUUAAUAAAAUUAUUGUGUUAUCGACAACAUGACAGUUUGGGAGAAAUUAGAAAAUGAAGACUGUUACGCUGUCGCAAUAUACAAUUUCAAUAGUGGUUCCCAAAACCACCUCUGUCUGGACGUUGGAGAGCUGGUGCACGUGCAGAGGGAAACACGUCACUGGUACUGGGGGCGGAGUCUUCGGAAAGAAGGCUGUGGAGCGUUCCCAAAGAGUUACGUGAUCGUUAGAGAUUGUAACGUAGACAGAUGUGGCGGAACAAUAAUAGCCUCGGCUGGUGGCAGUGGCGUUUCACACGAUAUAGCACAAACUCUCAGAGAAUGGCUUGAGCAAUGGAAGAAACUAUACAUCACAAAUGAUGAACGUUUUAAGUUCAUGGAAGUGAGCAUGCGCGCUUUAUUAGAAUUACGAAGAGAAGCCGCUAGUGGGACUCUUCCUCAAGAUCAAAUGAGAAAGGUCGCCAGGACCGCGGUGUUUACUAUAGAUAAAGGCAAUAGAGCUCUCGGCAUGGAGUUAGCAGUGAGAACAGCUAACGGACAGUUGGUGGAUCCGCUGCAGACUUCGACAUAUAGACUCAACUCUAUGCACGAUGAAGCGAAUGCUCGCAUCGAUAAGAACAUGGAAACUACUCCAACGUGUCAAUCGACGACAACUCCCCCUACAGCCCGCACAUACACUAUAGCACUUAGAGUUCACAACUUCGUAUGCAGAAUGUCUGACUCUGCAGAGCUAAUGCCGGCAUUAUACGACGCCGAGGGGAACAAACUAACCGAACAUCUGCUGCUAAGGUGGCCCGCGCAUUACUUCACUCCUGCGCAAGUCGUUUUCACGGACCUAUCGAGUGAUGUGAAGAGAGAAAAAGUAUUUUUAGUGUGCCAUGUAGUUAGAAUAGGUCCAAUGGACCCACAAAAUAUCGAUCAUAGACGCAGCUCGGUAGCCCAGCCCCCUCCUGCAGGGGGCAGCACUGGAGGUAUGCGGCGACCAUUUGGAGUAGCGGCUGUCGACAUAACGCGGCAUCUGUUCAACGACAACCCCGAUAAACAUGUGCAGGUGCCCUUCUAUGCUUGUGAAAAAGAAAAUAUGGACGAUCUACUCAAAAAAGUUCUCGCCAACCGCGAUUUGAAAAAUGCUAAGCACUCUCAGGGGCUCUGGGUGUCUUUACAGUUGGUCGAAGGGGAUUUAAAACAGAUUCGAGAAGAAAAUCCACAUUUAGUGGUUGGUAACACGGCGGUAGCUCGCAAGAUGGGUUUUCCCGAAGUGAUCUUGCCGGGAGACGCACGCAAUGACUUGUAUGUGACUUUGGUCAGUGGUUCAUUUUCAAAAGGAGGGGGUAAAUCUUCAGAGAGGAAUAUUGAACUUGCAGUGAGGGUAGUCGAUAAACACGGAAAGACUCUACCUGGUGUAAUAUCGCUUGGAGCAGGCGUGCCACUGGCUAAUGAAUACACUUCUAUAGUUUAUUACCAUGACGAUCGACCUAGAUGGCAGGAAGUUUUUAAGGUUUGCUUGAACAUCGAAGAGUUUAAAGAAGCCCAUCUAGUGUUCUUAUGUAGACACAGAAGUUCUAACGAAGCAAAAGAUAGAACAGAGAAACAUUUUGCAUUGUCUUAUUUAAGACUUAUGCAAAGGGAGGGAACCACUACUCCAGACACUAAUCACAAUUUAUGUGUAUAUAAGAUAGACGCGAAACGUUGUACCACUACGGACGUGGAGGCGGAGGCGGCGUCUCUUUGUCUCGGAUUACCUUCACGACGUGACGAGUUGCCCGCGGGUGCUGAACGUGGAUUGACACGUGGUGCUUUGUCACUCGUACACAAGGACACUCUCCUCGUACACACCAAGCUCUGCUCUACCAAGCUCACGCAGAGAGAGGAAAUUCUUGGUGUUCUAAAGUGGAGUACACAUCACGCAGAAGGUACAUUGCGUACUGCACUCACAAGAUUGUUACAGGUUCCUAGCGAAGAAUUAGUCAAGUUUUUACAAGAUAUAUUGGACGCUCUCUUCAAUAUACUUACCCAGGUCGAAGAAGAUCAGCCAUCAUACAGCGAUAAGAGUUAUGGCGUUUUAGUUUUGGAAUGUCUAUUGCGCGUAAUUUCUUUAGUGGCUGACCACAAGUAUCAACAUUUCCAACCUGUUCUUCAUGUGUAUAUCGACGAGAGCUUCUACGACGCGCUCGCUUACGAGAACUUAAUAUCGGUUAUAGUUUGGGUGAUAAAGAUGGCCGACAGUGAUGAAACGGCUCUGAAAAGAUUGCUAGUGUGUAUGAAGUGUGUGGAGAGUCUAAUCAGGAUCAUCGUGAGGAGUAGGCAGCUGAGGAGUGCUCUAGGAGACAGCACCGCUGAUGCUGACUUCUGGAAGAGAUUCGAGAGCCUACUAGAGGCGGUUGUAUGGCUGAUGCGUAGGGAAGAACAUGCUCUGACGUGUCAGGGGUCGGCGCUAAAGUUUUUACCGGCUGCUGUACCACACGCUCUCAAAGUUUGCCCUCCAGCUGAACUUAGCGCGUAUCUAGUCCGUGCGUUGGACGCGCUACCGAUGGGCCGGCUCAGCAAGCAGCGUAUGCUGGCGCUGCUAGAGCUAGUACGCGGCCCGCUGUGUGCCGCGCCCGCCGCCCGCGCGUUAUUACUGCCCCAUCUAGCGCAUACGGUGCGCGCUCUGCUCAGAGAUAAGGCAGAGGUGGAACUAUGUGUCGAAACACUUGGCGAAGUGAUGACGUUAUUGGCCCGCGAUGAUGUUGGACCCGUGGAAGCUGACAGGGGUGAGUUGGCGAAGCGUCUACUGCCAACAUUUUUCAAUACUGCCGCCACCAUGUUGAAGGAGAAGAAGACGAGUGAUAACACAGCCGAUGACCCAUUAUUGAGGCGCGUAGUCUGCGUACUUCUGGACAUGGUUCGUCAGUUGUCGGACGAACAGUAUAGCAUAGUGGUAAAAGCUUUAGAAGCUGAAAGUGCUGGAGGGUCGCGCUCAUUGCUUUCUGAUGCACUACAUCUGAUGACGGCUCUUCUACAGCGGCCGGUGUUCAGAGCACACUGGGCUGACAUCCUCCAUUUGCAACAUUAUGUUAUGCUUCAUGCUCUCAGAUUACUAUCCACAACGCUGCGCGAUCGCUUAGCGAACGUAGACGAAACUGACACAGACGCUAUAACAGCCAUACACACGAUGUGGAGGGACUGGUUCACAGCGGUGGCUACACUAGCGACGUCUACUGUUCUGCAACUGGAUACUUUACCGCCGGGGAGGAAGCAACGUGUGUUGGGCUUGUACGGGGACCUUAGGAGGUCUGCUGCAACACUACUGGGCGAAAUGUGGUUUGGUUUAGGAGAACACAAGCGAUCUUUUAUUCCAUGUUUAGUAGGUCCUAUAUUAGAAGUGAGCUUUUUGAGAGAUGAAGAAGUAAGAAAUACAACGAUACCAUUGUUCUUUGAUAUGAUGCAGACUGAAUAUUUACAUAGCAUUGCAAGUGGUGAAAGUGAGAGUCACCUGAAAGACGUGGAAAGCGAACUGAUAGACAAAUUGGACGUGUUGGUAGAAAGUGGCUUAGGGGAUUCUUCUUGGCGUGCUAAAUUCGUAUCUUUAUGUGGGGCGUUAUGUGGAGCGGCAGCGGGAGGGUUGCGAGUGGCUGCAGCGGCAUUAGUGGCGGCUGCCGCGCGGCAAUUAGAUACAUUACUGCAAUAUAGAACUGCCGCGCUCAGGUCUGCGACACCACAUCGUAUGCAUCUCACUACUAGAGUACUGCACUUCUAUGAACAAGUAGAGAGACCGCAUAUGUAUAUACGGUACGUGCAUAAAUUAGCUAAUAUGCACCUAGUAGCCCAGCAAUGGGCAGAAGCUGGACUAUCGUUAAGGUUACACGCGAAACUGCUGCAGUGGACAACUGACCCCUUACCGCCCAGAUUGAGACACCCUUCGCCCGACGCGCAAGAUCGACAUUCCACGCAUCGCGAUUUAAAGGAGUAUCUUUACUUGGAGAUAGCGGAGCUGUUGAACCGUGGUCGACAGUGGGAAUUAGCGGUGGAGAUAGUGAAAGAACUUGUGUCAGUGUACGAGGAGGAAGCACUCGGGUACGGGCCCCUAGCGGAGUUACAUUCUCAGCUGGCGGGAUUGUAUGGCGGUAUGUUGCGGACCCCGCGAUACCAUCCCGGAUAUUUUCGGGUGCUCUAUCACGGACGGGGAUUUCCACACCAUUUGAGGGGACCGCGUGGUUUCGUAUAUCGUGGUAAUGAAUACGAACAGCUUCAAGACUUCAAAGAGCGUUUACUAGACGAAUGGCCUGACGCCGACGUGCUUCCAAAGCUAGACCCACCCGGUGAAGAUAUUACAGAAUCUGAUGGACAAUAUCUCCAAAUAAACGCAGUGGAACCCGUUAUAAGCGAUAAACUCAAGCGGCUAUCGGGAAAGCCAGUAGCGGACCAAAUACUCAUGUACUAUAAGCACAAUAAUGUUGAUAAGUUUGUCUUCUCGAGGCCUUUCCAUAGACCAGAGGAAUCUUUAGACGGAUCAACGGAUGAUUUGUCUAGUCAAAAUGAAUUUGCGACGAGAUGGUUAGAAAGAACGGAACUAGAGAUCAGUGAUAGAUUACCAGGCAUCCUCCGAUGGUUCCCGGUCAUUAGCCAGAGAACGUUCUGGGUGUCGCCAAUAGAAGCUGCUGUGGAAGCUCUCAGGGAAUCUAAUAGAGCUUUGAAAGCACUAAUAUUAUCCGCUCGAGCACCCGAUGCUCCUCUACAACCGCUCACGAUGAGGUUAAAUGGUAUAUUAGAUCCGGCAGUACAAGGUGGUAUAGUGAACUAUGAGCGUGCAUUCCUCACGCCGUCAUAUGAAGCGAGACACCCAGAACACGCUGAAUUAUUACAACAACUUAAAGACCUCAUAGCUGAUCAAAUACCUCUACUUAAAUACGGCUUGGAAGUGCACGGAUCUCGAGUGCCCAGUAGUAUGGAGGCGCUGCACGCGCACUUGUUGGCGUGCUUCCGUCGCGUGCAACACCAUGUGCACCAACGGUACGGCAGGAAGAUGUGUGAAUUUGAACCUGAAACACCUGAAGUGCAGUUGAGGAGUAUGAGGGAUAGUUUACCCUCCGACCCUGCUCUGGUCAACAACAGGAUCUCUGAUAUAUCCACUGGCAAUGACUCCGCAUCGAGAUCGAAGUUUUUCAGUUUCAACAGUGCAAUUAAUCCAUUAGCCAGUAGGAACAGUAGCGGUGGAGUUGUUAGUUAUUUUGGAACUUUACAAAGUACGCCCAAGCGACGCGACAAACGAAGAGGCAGGAAGAGUGAAGUGGGCACUCCAGCGAGUGGAAGUCAGUGGUACACUAGUCACUCAACUAACGGAACGACUACGACGAACACACCAACAACGAACAAUAACAAUACUACACCUGAUACUCCUUCAGCUUCACCUCUAAGGGAGUUACGGCAAGAGCUUGUGACUGAACGACCACUCAGAGCAGUAGAGCGAGAGAGACGACUUUCGCAAAGGACUAGCUUUCUCACCUCUUCUGCGCCACCUUCAAAUAGAGACUCCAUGGGUACAACAGAUUCCAACCAAGAUGAAGAAGAACCGCCACCGCUUCCAGAAAAGUUAUCCCACAGAAGUAUGGACUUAGACGGCGAUAAUAAUAAUAAUUCUGAUACGACACCGCUCCCACCGAGAAACAACUAUGACACAGUAUGGACUCCUAGAGGUUCCUUUUUAUACAAUUCUAUAGCAAUGAGAAAGAAUACUGGUGGAGAAAAACCACCUACUCCGCCCCCUAAAAAGAAAAAUGUUCAGAACAAUAAC